AUGGUCGUUCAACUUGCAGAAAGCGCCAUGGUGGAGCGGGGUUUUUUAACGCCUAAUUGUGUCAACAAAGCGAUGUUUGAAGAAAAUCUUGGGAAAACGCCAGACUGGAGGGAUGAAUAUCUCUUAGAAUUGAGAGAAUCGCAUAGACAAGGAAUGAGAAUAAUAGCGGAAGGAGAUAUUGUUCUUGUACACGAAGAUGAUAAACGGAGAAACAACUGGAAACUUGGCAAGGUGGACAUUCUUAUACCAGGCAAGGACGGGGAAAUAAGAGGAGCUAAUGUGACAGUAUCAAGCAGUGUAUUGAAUCCAUCAAUGAUAAGACGUCCAGUUCAAAAAUUAUAUCCAGUCGAGGUUAGCGGGUUUGUCAAAGGUGAAGAAGCGGUAGCAGAAGAAGAUGACAGAGAAGGACGACAUAUUGAAAAUACGACCAAGGAGAACACCAGCAGCUAA
This is a messenger RNA of Paramuricea clavata, 450 nucleotides long. The record is from the annotation of a GenBank genome assembly. NCBI's taxonomy places the organism in Eukaryota, Metazoa, Cnidaria, Anthozoa, Malacalcyonacea, Plexauridae.